Messenger RNA from Anneissia japonica, 1478 nucleotides. RefSeq lists its product as uncharacterized. Gene Ontology annotation, biological process: signal transduction. Lineage: Eukaryota; Metazoa; Echinodermata; Crinoidea; Comatulida; Comatulidae. The coding region runs from base 146 to 1141 and encodes 331 amino acids. The record is from RefSeq and is a predicted model, not a curated record. The transcript is spliced from 4 exons. Gene Ontology annotation, molecular function: protein binding.
GUUUUGUUGACACCGACCGUCUAAGUUGCGAAUGAUAGUAAAACUACGAGCAGCAACCAGCUGAUCGGAUUCAGACACUUCAAAAAACAUUGAUUUUAUCAGAACUUACAGCAAACACGCUUCUAUUUUCAUCUUGGAAAAAGCAAUGAAAGCACACAACGAUACUAAUGCCAAUGAAGAUGGAGCCUUAAGGGUCAUGCCAAAGGAGAGGGGUAGUCUGGUCGGUGUCUCUUGUAUAAUACGACAGUACGAAGAAUCAAGAUUUAUCGUUACUAUACCAGGACUGCCAAUUCUGCCUUAUCAAAAACAUAUAGGUCUACAUCAAUCGCAAAAUAUGCACGACAAAAGCCUGCAGGCAACUAGGGGAUCCAGUAAUCACGGAUACAACCUGCGAAGUUCACGUAAACAUCCGAAACUUCCCCCGAAACCUGCAGUGAAAAAACACCAGCAGAAAUUGACAGAUAUACAAGAUGCCAAAAAUGGAAAUUUUGCGGAACUUCACCAGGAGUACUUCACCGGUUCAACAGCUAUAAAACCACCACAAAACUGUAUUCUGACAGAACAAUUUCUACUUCGAAUCGCUGAACAACUAGGUAACGAAUGGCAGUCUCUUUUAAUCCACCUAGGCCUAAAGAAAUCUCAGAUUGACCUUAUCAAGUCAGAGACUUUGCACGGUGGUGAUUUACAACAGACUAUAUUCCGCGGACUUCUUAAGUGGAAGCAACGGUGCAGAAGAGAAGAUGAAGCUAUACACCAGUUGCGGUCUUGUCUUCAGCAAGUUGGACGCAACGAUAUAUCACAAGUUCUAAAUACAUUUGAAAUAAACGGUAACCACAGCAAUCCAUUCCAGAAUCAGAAUACUGUCACACUUCAGGAGAAAGUCGAAGAUUUAGAGAAGCGUGUGUCCUCUUUAGAAAAUCGAGAAUGCAACUGCUCAAUGAAAACAACUGACACAACAGAUGGAGGCGAGGAGUUCGAGAUUCUUACAAUUGAGGAAGUUGGACUAGCCAAAAACCAUUGCUAUGGCAACCAACAAGUCAGGAACUCGCUACAGGACUGGGUUGAAUGCGGCCUCCAAAGGAUGACAACUUGGAGUUACUCUGUAGGGCGUGUUCACGAAGAAGAGACUAUGGAGUUUUAGAAAAUCAUAAACUUUGAACUAUUAAGCUGGUCUUUUUUUCGAUUUUACUACGCAUUCGUGCGUACUGGGAAGAAGCAUGGGUGAUCGGUUGCCUGGUAGUAACAGAAAAUUAAAUUAAAUAAAUUAUGAGACUAUUUUUUCACGCAAACUGAACUCUUUCUCUAUGACGACUUUCAGUCGACAACCAACUCUAAGUUGGAUACGAUGACACUGAAAUGAAAGUGGUAGGCCCUUGUUAACUUAUGCACGUACAUACAAAUAAAUACAGUUGUCUGGAACAAUAUAAUUUUUAAUGUAUAUUUGAUAAAUAAAGAUUUAAAAAGUAAAGAAGAUAAAA